This is a messenger RNA of Pelobates cultripes (western spadefoot toad), 834 nucleotides long. Lineage: Eukaryota; Metazoa; Chordata; Amphibia; Anura; Pelobatidae. The record is from the annotation of a GenBank genome assembly.
AUGAAGGCAAAACAACUAUUCACCUCUUACUUAUUGGCGGGAAAACACCAUAGAUUACCUUAUUCUAUUCUCACGAGACAUAAAUCGCAAGGAGGUUUAAGCGUCCCAGAUAUCAACAGCUACCGUAAUGCCAUACUCCUAUCUCGUAAAUACGACUGGGUAGACCCUCAAACCCAAAAGCAAUGGACGCAGAUAGAAACCACUAGUUUCACAACAGCGCCCAAAACUAUACCAUGGCAUAAACCCAAUACGAACAUACUUCACCCAGGCCACGAAGACCACCCCACUAUAAUUCCCACCUUAAAAGGAUGGCACCGACUUAGACAAAAUAAACACAUCUCUCCUCACCCAUCACCACUCUUUCCAAUUACGGGAAAUCCAAACUUUCCCCCAGGCAUGCAGCCAGAAGCUUUCCGAGCCUUUGAGACUAUACAAAGUCAUUUACAAUUAAACAAUGUAAUUAACAAGAAAGGUAUUCUUCCUCUAACAGUACUUUCACGCAAUUCCACGCACUCUACCAUGCAAAAAUUCAGGUAUGCACAACUCUUGCACUAUAUCCAGACACAGCCAGAUCUACAUCUGGGAUGUAGACCUUUAACUGCAUUUGAGUCCUUAGCCACGACUAGGACCUUACAAAAGAAACACAUCACCACUUUUUAUAAAAUAUUACAGAUACAAGAUAGCGAACAAGCACCGAAAUACACCACAGCUUGGGAGGAUGACUUGAUGAUCACCUUAUCCCAGUCAGAGUGGGGUAAAAUAUUCACCAACAUUUUUAGGUCCACCACCAACACUACCAUACAAGAGAGCAACAAAUUUCUAGAUGGCACCUAG